CAAAUCAGAAAUUAUAUGAAACUUUACCGUCUAAUCCAAAAUCCCAAUUCCUAACCUAAAUUCCCUAUUAUCAAACGCACUCUAGAUGUGAUCAACCUUACCAUCUUUCAUCGUCCACCACCAACACCAACACUAACACCAACACCAACACCAACACCAACACCAACCCCCUUUCUCUUCCUCUCUUGAGAGAAAUUGGCGAUAGAGAGAGAAAGAGACACAAAGCGACGCCCUUUUCACUGUAACAUGAAAAAACUCCAUCCUUUAGAGAGAUAGAGAAGAGAAGUAGAAUAAUCUCAGAUCCUUUAAAGGGGUUUUUCUGUUCCAAAACCCCACCCCCUUUUCUCCUUCUAAUUAACUCAAAAACCCUCUAGGGUUUCAAUUGGUUACCUAGAAAUGAGUUUUAAUUUUUAAAACUUCAAAAUUUGUGAAUCUGCAAUCAAAUCGAACUGAGACAAAGUUUGAUGAUGGACGGAAGAAGAAUAUCAGCGAGUCCUCGACCAUGUAAACUUCGUCGGGUCAUAGCCAGGAAACGCCCUCGUGGAUGUGUUGAUGGGUUUGUAAACAGCUUUAGGAAACUUCAAAGGAGAGAAAUUUGCUCUAAAAGGGGUCGCGCUUUUAGUAUGACCGAUGCUCAAGAACGUUUUCGUCAUAUUCGCUUGCAGGAAGAGUUUGAUACACAUGAUCCUAAAGAACAUUGCCCAACAAUAUUGCCUUUCCUUAGGAAGAGGUCGAAAAUCAUAGAACUUGUUGCAGCACAUGACAUUGUCUUUGCUCUUGCUCAGUCGGGCAUUUGUGCUGCAUUUAGUCGAGAAAGUAACCAGAGAAUAUGCUUUCUGAAUGUCAGUCCAGAUGAAGUCAUAAGAAGUUUAUUCUACAAUAAAAAUAAUGAUUCCCUUAUCACAGUUUCUGUAUAUGCUUCUGAUAAUUUCAGUUCGUUGAAAUGCAGAACGACAAGGAUUGAAUACAUAAAGAGAGGAAAACCAGAUGCUGGGUUUGCUCUUUUUGAGUCUGAGUCACUGAAGUGGCCUGGUUUUGUAGAGUUUGAUGAUGUAAAUGGAAAGGUUCUCACGUAUUCUGCUCAGGACAGUGUUUACAAGGUAUUUGAUUUGAAGAACUAUACAAUGUUGUAUUGUAUUUCUGACAAAAAUGUUCAAGAGAUUAAGAUCAGCCCCGGAAUCAUGCUACUGAUAUUUACCAAAAGCACCGGCCAUGUCCCAUUGAAAAUACUAUCAAUCGAAGAUGGUACUGUUCUGAAAUCAUUCAAUCACCUCAUCCAUCGUAAUAAAAAGGUGGACUUCAUUGAGCAAUUCAAUGAAAAGCUUCUUGUCAAGCAAGAAAAUGAGAAUCUUCAGAUUCUUGAUGUUCGCAACUCAGAGCUAACAGAAGUUAGUAAAAGUGACUUUAUGACCCCAUCUGCAUUUAUUUUUCUUUACGAGAACCAAUUAUUCUUGACUUUUAGAAAUAGAACAGUGGCUGUGUGGAACUUCCGUGGUGAGUUAGUCACUUCCUUCGAGGACCAUCUCUUGUGGCAUCCAGACUGCAACACCAACAACAUAUAUAUCACUAGUGAUCAAGAUCUUAUUAUUUCUUACUGCAAAGCUGAUUCUGAUGAUCCCCUGUCCGAAGGAAAUGCUGGUUCAAUUAAUGUGAGUAACAUCUUGACUGGAAAAUGUCUUGCAAAAAUAAAAGCAGAUAACUGCUCAAAUUUGGAAGAUGAUUGCAGUUGUAGCAGUAGGUCUUUAAAGAAGCGAAUCAAAGCUUCAAGAAUUACAAGCACGCCUGCAGAAGCUUUGGAAGACAUCACCGCUCUUUUCUACGAUGAAGAGCGCAAUGAGAUAUAUACUGGAAACAGGCAUGGCCUUGUUCAUGUAUGGUCAAACUAAGGCUAUGUUUGGAUAAAAGGAAAUAGAGGGAAAGAAAAGGGAGGGAUUUGUAGGGAAGAGAGGUAUCUUGUUUGGAUCAUAAAAUGGGAGGCAUUUCCAAAGUUGAAAGAUUUAAAGGGAAAACGGUCAUUUCUCUACCUUUCCCUUCCCUUCCCUUCCCCCUAAACAAAUAAGAGGUAUUUACCUUCCUUUUCCUUCCCUCCCUUUCCUUUCGUUUUCUUUCUUUUCUCUCCAAAGUUGUUAUCCAAACAUAGUGUAAGCGUUGUAUCUUCUUACCCCAUUAAUUUGUUCGCCUCCAAAUUUGGAAGGUUGUUCUUUGGGUACCUCGAUCAUGUGUCAAUUUUAAUGUAUCCCUAUACUUUUACCAUUAGAGUGAUUCUACCAUUGCUUUACCUUUUUAUCCCUUUUUAUUUUAUUUAAUUUUAUUUGAUUUUUCGAGUGGCCUACCUCUUGUGCUUCUACUCGAAGUCUCGAAGCAUCUAGAUAUAAUGUAAGCUCGUCUAAUCUAAUUGUGAUUGUAACUAAUUGUUCAAGUUGUGUAAUGAAAUUGAAGCAUUAUUUUGCCUGCCCUGGCAAUUAUAUUUGUUAUUGUGAACGGCAAACGGAAUCUAUGUAAAGCAUAUCCGGAUAUCCCAAAUACAUCAUACCACACUCUUUAGAAAAAUUGAAUAGAAUAAACUCCGUUUUUUAAAAAAAUCUCAAAAUAAAAUUCGGAAAAUUUUAAUUUUAAGUGUAUGUCUGAGUCUAAGAUUAUUUUAUUUGCUGUUACUAAUAGCAAAUAAAAGAAAAAAAUUUUACUUUCUUUACCAUUACUAGCAGCGAACAAAGGAAGAUAAUAUUCUAAUGUUUAAAGCAAAAAAAUUAACAAAAGAUAAUUUGUUGUUGAUAACAGUAUACAACAUGUAAUUAUUUGGCCAUGUCAAUCAUAUGAAUCA
Molecule: messenger RNA, 2821 nt
Organism: Amaranthus tricolor (Joseph's coat)
Lineage: Eukaryota; Viridiplantae; Streptophyta; Magnoliopsida; Caryophyllales; Amaranthaceae
Exons: 8
Coding region: 465-1886 (473 amino acids)
Molecular function (GO): protein binding
Source: RefSeq, a predicted model, not a curated record